This is a messenger RNA of Coregonus sp. 'balchen', 7916 nucleotides long. NCBI's taxonomy places the organism in Eukaryota, Metazoa, Chordata, Actinopteri, Salmoniformes, Salmonidae. The record is from the annotation of a GenBank genome assembly.
AUGCCAAAAAAGAAUGGAAAGAAAAGCGGAGAUAAAUCAACCAAAAAAGAGAUCAUUGGAUUUGGAGACAAAACGUGUUUUGACGACGCAUUGUCUGAAGGUGGAAAAGAUUUAUACCGGUCGCAGAUACGAGACUUGGAGGAACAAUUGGAAAAGUGAGAGUUUUCAAUGGGUGCACAGAUUAUUUGUAUUCAUGUUUAGGCUAAUCUCUGAUCCUCUGAAUAAGAAAUAAUGUUGCGAGUAAACAUGCACUGACAUUAUCAGAUUAUUGUUGGAACAAUAGUUGGCUAUAAUAUAUCCACAUAAAGACAAAAUAGAACCCAUUGCCAUUAAACAAACUGCGGUGCAAGUGCGUAAAAUAGGCAAUAAGUCACGAAUCGCAAACUGCGGUGGAAGUGCGUAAAAUAGGCAAUCAAACACGAAUCAGUUAGGCCUAAUGCAAAAUAUGUGUCAUUUAUAAAAUACUGCACAUUAAUGUUAAAACAAAAUACACCAUAAUAAUAUGAAACUAAAUCAUGUUCAUUCCAAGCUUGUAGCCUUCCAAUCAAGUUUCCAUGAUGUCAUCUUAUUUUCUUUACUCAUAUUUGCAGAUAUCAGCACAAAUGUGAUGAGUUGGAGGUGCAACAGAAGGACUUCUCCUUUCAGUAUUUCACCAUUGAGAAGGAGAAGAAAGACAUAGUGCUCUACCUGAAGCGCUCGUUGGCCCAGAAGGAGGAUGAGCUCAGAGACUUGUUGGAGAGACUGGUGGGACUGCAGCAGGCCAAGGAUACUGAAAAGGACUCCUUUGAGCUGCAGCUCAGUCAACUUCGCCAAGAGUUCCAGGAGAACAAGGACAAGCUCACCUCAGAGAACAUGGUCCUUGGUAAGAUACUAAGAACCUCGACACCACAACAUCCCAUCCACAUGAUCCACCACCAGACUUUUAUUUAAAACCAGCUCUAAAAUACCUGAUCAAACUUUGAUCAUUUAAUUGUAUUACUCCUAUCUCCAUCCCCAUGCAGCGGGUAAGCUAGCAGCUCUCGAGGAGUUCCGUGUGCAGAAGGAGGAGCUGAUGGCCCACUUGGAGGGCCUGGAGGAGCAGCUUGGGAAGCAGAGACAGGAGCACCACACAGUCAUCUACAGCCUGGAGAGGAAGGCCGUGCUGGACAACGACAGGUCAAUGCCAUAUGUUAAGAAGUAAUUUGUACACUGUAUGAUCUGGUCAUUGCUGCUCAUGAGCUCCUGCUCAUGCUGUCCUCCCUCCCUUUCCCCUCUAGACUAAAGAAGGAGAUGCAGCAGCACGUGGCGGCGGUGGCAGCCGAGUUUCGGCGCGUGUCGGACAGGAAGAUGCCAGAGACGACCAUGAGGGCCAUCCACGAGAAUGUGUCUGUGACGGCCCAGCUCAGCCAGCUGUCGGACAAGAGCAAGCAGCUGCUGGAGGAGAACGAGGACCUGAGGGAUAGAGAGAAGCAUAUCCGCAGAGAGAUGGAGGUCCUGGAGCCCCUGUUCAACAAGAUGACCCGCAAGAGCCUCAGCAACCAGAAGGUACUGGGGAGGGAGGGAGAGAGAGAGAGAGGGAAGGAUAAGGGGUGAGAGAGAUGAUUGUCAUGAUUGUCAGCUUGCAUGAUUUUGGUGUAUCAACACCUCCACAUGAUAAUGACAGGACCUGUCUGAAGCCUGAUCUGAUUGCUGACUGGUUAACCUGCUCUUCCUCUCUGCUCCUCUUCUCUUUUCAUCAGGUGGUCCAUCAGCUCACAGAGAAGUGUAAGCAGAUGCAGGCUGAGCUGGAGGAGUAUGCUAAGGCUCAAGAGGAGCAUCAACAACUGCAGAAGGACCAUGUUGCACUGCUGACAGAGAUACAUUCCCUAAGGUCUGAUGAUUCCAUUCAGAAUUCAAAAAUACUCCAGAGUUCCUGUUCUAAACAUCAGGGGUGCACAGUUCUGGUCCUGGAAAACCGCAGUGUCUGCUGGUUUUGUUCCUUGUCAUUCAGUGACUGUUCUCUGAGCAGACAGUGUAAUUUACUGAUCAAUGCCUUGGAGAAACCAAAACUAGCAGGACUGUGGCUCUAUACACCCCCACUGUACAUUAUUUAAUUAGUAUUUUGCCUGGAUAACUGACAUUAAUGUGUAGCAAUGAUACAGUAUGUCUUAUUCAUGUUAGACAAAGGAAUAAUAAUUGAUUCAGCCUGUGACUGUGACAUUUAAAUGUCAGAUGCUUCCCUAGUCAGUUUGUUGUGACGUGAAUGCCUCAAAUGCCAACGACGAGUGAGCGAUAUAUUCAAAUAACAGUCAAACUAAUUCUCACAAAAUAUAUUGAAUUUCAAUGGAAAUGCAUGCAUGGAACUGCCUGAAAAGUCUGAUUCCUGUCUAUUGUUUUUAACCCAAUAUAUAUUGAAGAACUGAAUUAGUAAUUAACGCCAACCUUCUGGUUUGUUCCUACAGGCAGGUGCAGGCCUCGGUGUUGGAGGAGUCAGGGAGGAACUGUGCUGAGGCAAACAGGCUGGGGAGAGAGCUGGAGGAGGAGAGGGACGUGAGAGGACAACUGGAGACCAUCCUACAGGCAGCUGCCUUUGCCCUUAAACAGGCCCUCAAGGUAAACAAGUGCUAGGAAUCAAAAUCAUAGCAGUGUAAACCAGUGGCGGUCGGUGCCGUUUAAGAUGAGGGAGGAUUUUUUUAAUGAGCAUGGCCUUAUUUCUAUUACAGCAUAUUGGAUGACUGUCAUUCAUAUUCCAUUCACCCAGCUCAAUGAAACAUCAAUAGGCUUAGGCUACUACAUGAUUCUCAAAUUUCCCUAUACCAUCAUGAGGUUGCUACAACCUAGCCUAUGAAUGAAAGUUUACAACGUAGGUGCACAGGUCGAGAAAAAUUUGAGUAGUCAAGAUGACAGACAUUGACACAUUCAAUAUCGCCUUGCACAAUCUUGCCUGCAUCUAGCUGAUCUAGGGUGUAAUCAUUAGUUCAACAGUUGCAAACAAGAGUUUCUAUUGGAUAAAUUCAGUAAUUUUUUAUCCACGUUCUGUUUGCUUCAUUUAAGAAAUGGUUUUCAACAGAAUCGGCGGAAUGAAUACACCCCUGAUCACACGCAAACACAGUUGACUUUCAUAGCAGCCACAUACAAACAGCAUGAUCCCUUUGAUCAUUGGACAAUUCCUUCUCGCAUCUACGUGCUCUCCUCCUCUCACCUUUUCCCUUCGCUUGUGGACUUCAGUGCACAACACAUCAGCUGUCUGUGACCAGGAGAAAAAACCUUUCCAAGCCAAACCUUCAUAUCAUAACCGCUAACCGCUACACACAGCCUACAUCGUUGUCACCACAUUAGCUAAAGUCAAGUCAACAUAGCUACUAAAACGAACGCGUUAGUAAACCUGCUACAAUCAUGCAGUACAGUGUACAGUCAGCAAGCAGUUUAGCAGUUACACCGGCGGGCCCCGGUGGCAAUAAAUGAAUAAAAACCAAAAGCUCACCUUGACUUAGAAGAAUUCCAGUGUUGGAUAGCCAUAGCCAGCUAGGUAACAUAGCAUCCCUCUCUGUUUGAGCCGGGUGUUUGAGCCAGGUGUUUGAGUAUGCUAAACUAGCAUUCGCUAGCUAAGUAAGUGUAAGUGAAAAAAUAAAUACAAAAUAUAGCUCUCUCUCUUGCUGCUCCUUGAUUUUUGAAGAAAUUAAUUUGUUCAAAACUGUUCAACUAUUGUCUUUCUCUCUCUUUGAGUCAACUACUCACCACAUUUUAUGCACUGCAGUGCUAGCUAGCUGUAGCUUAUGCUUUCAGUACUAUAUUCAUUCUCUGAUCAUUUGAUUGGGUGGACAACAUGUCAGUUCAUGCUGCAAGAGCUCUGAUAGGUUGGAGGACAUCCUCCGGAAGUUGUCAUAAUUACUGUAUAAGUCUAUGGAAGGGGGUGAGAACCACGAGCCUCCUAGGUUUUGUACUGAAAUCAAUGUACCCAGAGGAGGACGGAAACUACCUGUCCCCCGGCUACACCAUGGCGCUACCCUACAGAGUGCUGCUGAGGCUACUGUAGACCUUCAUUGCAAAACAGUGUGUUUUAAUCAAUUAUUUGGUGACGUGAAUAUAUUUAGUAUAGUUUUAUCUAAAAAGGAUACUUUUUAAAAAAUCACUGAGGAUGGUCCUCUCCUUCCUCCUCUGAGGAGCCUCCACUGGUGUAAACAUUGCAUGCGUGUACAUUUACAUUUACAUUUACGUCAUUUAGCAGACGCUCUUAUCCAGAGCGUGUAGAUAGUCUUCUAUGUAUUAUAAACAUUUUCCUGAAGCAAUUAUUGUGUCAUUACAUAGUAGUUAUGAGUUUGAAUUUAGUUACUUUAGUUAUAAACACUUGGGAAAUUUUUUCCCACAUUGAGAUGGAUAAUAAACACUUGUGGUUAGGUGCUCACCAGUUGGAAAUGGCACUUUGCGAUUAGUAGCACUAACGUAACUACUUGGCCUAUCCUAACAGGAGGUGCCUAAAGAGGAGGACUCUGAGGUGAAGACUCUGGUCCGGAGGAACCAAAUGAUGCAGAAGCUGUUGGCUGUGUUGGACAGUGCUGCUCUGCUGGGGAAAGGGCCUGCCAUGAAGGACUUCAUCCCAGAGGGAGACUCCCUCCACGAGCUCAAGACCGGCCCUGGCCCAGGAAGGUACUGGAGGAUGCACACAUACUGCCCUCCUCUCAUCUAAUGCUAGUGUAGCAGAUGUGCACUACAUUUUUACAUUUUAGUCAUUUAGCAGACACUCUUAUCCAGAGCGACUUACAGUUAGUGAGUGCAUACAUAUUUCAUACUGCCCCCCCCCCCCGUGGGAAUCGAACCCACAACCCUGGGGUUGCAAGCGCCAUGCUCGACCAACUGAGCUACAGGAGGCUACACUAGUAGCCAUUGUGCAGGUCUACUCUGUUACAUUAGCAUAGUCUUGAAGAAAGCUGUCAAUAUAGAAAACUACAGCAACAUAGUGGAUUAUGCAGAUCAUUAUUCCAUAACAAUUACUGUUCAGGUUUUUUUUUAUGUUGCAAGAGUUAGUACAUUGUUGCCAUAUGGCAUGAUUAUCAAGAAGCUCAAGAUACACUACAUGGCCAUCAUCGUCCAACAUCUCAUUACAAAAUCAUGGGUAUUAAUAUGGAGUUGGUCCCACCAUUACUCCUCCUCCACCAAACUAUACAGUUUGCAUUCAGGUAGGUAGCGUCCUCCUGGCAUCCGCCAAACGGAGAUUCGUCCAUCGGACUGCCAGAUGGUGAAUUGUGAUUCAUCACUCCAGAGAAUGCGUUUCCACUGCUCCAGAGUCCAAUGGCGGCGAGCUUUACACCACUCCAGCCGACACUUGGCAUUGCGCAUGGUGAUCUUAGGCUUCGGCCAUGGAAACCAAUUUCAUGAAGCUCCCAACGAACAGUCCUUGUGCUGAUGUUGCUUCCAGAGGCAGUUGGGAACUCGGUAGUGAGUGUUGCAACCGAGGAUAGACGAUUUUUACGCAGUACGCGCUUCAGCACUCGGCGGUCCCGUUCUGUGAGCUUGUGUGGCCUACCACUUCACAGCUGAGCCGUUGUUGCUCCUAGACGUUUCCACUUCACAAUAACAGCACUUACAGUUGACCGGGGCAGCUCUAGCAGGGCAGAAAUUUGAUGAACUGACUUGUUGGAAAGGUGGCAUCCUAUGAUGGUGCCAUGUUGAAAGUCCCUGAGCUCUUCAGUAAGGCCAUUCUACUGUCAAUGUUUGUCUAUGGAGAUUGCAUGGCUGUGUGCUCGAUUUUAUAAACCUGUCAGCAACAGGUGUGGCUGAAAUAGCCGAAUCCACUAAUUUGAAGGGGUGUCCACAUACCUUUGUAUAUAUAGUGUAUGUCUCUAGCUCACUAUGUUUCUCAAAUGACAUGCAUACCUGCCUCCUACACCCUCCUCCAGAUCAUCAGGGCUUGUUGGUCCUCUUCUCAAGGACACCACCCACCUGUCUCACUUCAAGACAGGAGACCUGGGCCUCGUACCGCGACGGACACACAACUACAACAACAUCCUGUCCAAGAUGGUACCCCUCUCCAAGAGCACCUGCCUUCAACUGCACAGGUGAUUGAGCUGCAUUUUAUGCUUGCCAAAAAUACUCUUAGAUUAGUAAAUGCAAUAAAUGUCGUCAGUGUAUAUAUUAAUAAACUCAGCAAAAAAAGAAACGUCCCUUUUUCAGGACCCUGUCUUUCAAAGAUCAUUUGUAAAAAUCCAAAUAACUUCACAGAUCUUCAUUGUAAAGGGUUUAAACACUGUGUCCCAUGCUUGUUCAAUGAAUCAUAAACAAUUAAUGAACAUGCACCUGUGGAACGGUCGUUAAGACACUAACGGCCAUUAAGGCAAUUAAGGUCACAGUUAUGAAAACUUAGGACACUAAAGAGGCCUUUCUACUGACUAUGAAAAACACCAAAAGAAAGAUGCCCAGGGUCCCUGCUCAUCUGCGUGAACGUGCCUUAGGCAUGCUGCAAGGAGGCAUGAGGACUGCAGAUGUGGCCAGGGCAAUAAAUUGCAAUGUCCGUACUGUGAGAUGCCUAAGACAGCGCUACAGGGAGACAGGACGGACAGCUGAUCGUCCUCGCAGUGGCAGACCACGUGUAACAACACCUGCACAGGAUCGGUACAUCCGAACAUCACCCCUGCGGGACAGGUACAGGAUGGCAACAACAACUGCCUGAGUUACACCAGGAACGCACAAUCCCUCCAUCAGUGCUCAGACUGUCUGCAAUAGGCUGAGAGAGGCUGGACUGAGGGCUUUUAGGCCUGUUGUAAGGCAGGUCCUCACCAGACAUCACUGGCAACAACGUCGCCUAUGAACACAAACCCACCGUCGCUGGACCAGACAGGACUGGCAAAAAGUGCUCUUCACUGACAAGUCGCGGUUUUGUCUCACCAGGGGUGAUGGUCGGAUUCGCGUUUAUCGUCAAAGGAAUGAGCGUUACACCGAGGCCUGCACUCUGGAGCGGGAUCAAUUUGGAGGUGGAGGGUCCGUCAUGGUCUGGAGCGGUGUGUCACAGCAUCAUCGGACUGAGCUUGUUGUCAUUGCAGGCAAUCUCAACGCUGUGCGUUACAGGGAAGAUAUCCUCCUCCCUCAUGUGGUACCCUUCCUGCAGGCUCAUCCUGACAUGACCAUCCAGCAUGACAAUGCCACCAGCCAUACUGCUCGUUCUGUGCAUGAUUUUCUGCAAGACAGGAAUGUCAGUGUUCUGCCAUGGCCAGCGAAGAGCCCGGAUCUCAAUCCCAUUGAGCACGCCUGGGACCUGUUUGAUCGGAGGGUGAGGGCCAGGGCCAUUCCCCCCAGAAAUGUCUGGGAACUUGCAGGUGCCUUGGUGGAAGAGUGGGGUAACAUCUCACAGCAAGAACUGGCAAAUAUGGUGCAGUCCAUGAGGAGGAGAUGCACUGCAGUACUUAAUGCAGCUGGUGGCACACACCAGAUACUGACUUUUACUUUUGAUUUUGACCCCCCCUUUUUUCAGGGACACAUUAUUCCAUUUAUGUUAGUCACAUGUCUGUGGAACUUGUUCAUUUUAUGUCUCAGUUGUUGAAUCUUGUUAUGUUCAUACAAAUAUUUACACAUGUUAAGUUAGCUGAAAAUAAACUCAGUUGACAGUGAGAAGACGUUUCUUUUUUUGCUGAGUUUAUAUAUUAGUUACAGUAGAUACAGAGAGUGGGUGAUUUUUUUAUAUUAAUUCAAUGGUCGGAAGUAUGUUUUAUGUUAAGUGGGUUUUUAAAAUGUAAACAUUGGUUUAAUAUAUCAGAUUUGGUCCGAUUUGUGUCAAUGUCUUGUUGAUUGUAGCCUCUCUGUUUGUCAGGAAACUCCCACCACCCCAGAAGAGGACCAGCCCAUCCAAACCCUCUGUUCCAGAGAGCCUGGCUCCUCCGCUGGGGGAACCUCCCAGAGGGAGCCUGCUUUUCCCCCACAGGCCCUCUCCAACCAGGGGCAGCGCCGCUGAACCCAUCCUCAGAUAG